Messenger RNA from Pocillopora verrucosa, 1913 nucleotides. The record is from RefSeq and is a predicted model, not a curated record. NCBI's taxonomy places the organism in Eukaryota, Metazoa, Cnidaria, Anthozoa, Scleractinia, Pocilloporidae.
CUGGGACUGAAAAUAGCGGCUGGUGUUGGUUUCCUAUAAGGGCUGGAGAUUUGGCUUUACGUUUUACUCGAAAAAAGCUUGCCUUAUCAUGCUUGGGAGAAGAUUUUCAUCAUUAAGAGCCGUAAAUUCCUUAAAGAAACCGUUUGUAGGGUGGCUUACUGGCUCAAGAGGAUUAGCAAGUCAAGUGAAUGAAGCCGAAUUUGAGCUAUCAGACUCUCCACUCCAUCUUUUAGAUAGUGGUCCUCCCAAAAAAGCUGUACUGACCAGAGAAGAUGGUCUACACUAUUACAAAGAGAUGCAGAUCAUUCGGAGAAUGGAGACAGCUGCUAGUACUUUAUAUAAGUCAAAAAUCAUCAGAGGUUUCUGUCAUUUGUACUCAGGGCAGGAAGCAUGCUGCAUUGGAAUGGAUGCUGCUAUGGACAAGAAUGACAGUCUGAUCACUGCUUAUCGUUGUCACGGUUGGACUUACUUGAAAGGAAUAUCAGUGAAAGAAAUACUCUGUGAAUUAGCUGGUCGUAAGACAGGUUGUUCUAAGGGGAAAGGAGGCUCUAUGCACAUGUAUGGUUAUGAGUAUUAUGGUGGAAAUGGAAUUGUUGGUGCACAGGUUCCACUGGGUGCAGGAAUUGCCUUAGCUCACCAGUACAGAGGAAAUGGACAAAUAUGUGUUACAUUAUAUGGUGAUGGUGCUGCAAAUCAGGGCCAGGUGUUUGAAACCUAUAACAUGGCUAAACUCUGGAAUCUGCCAUGCAUCUUUGUGUGUGAGAAUAAUGGAUAUGGCAUGGGUACAUCAGUUGAAAGAGCAGCUGCUACCACUGAAUACCACACAAGGGGAGACUUCAUUCCUGGAAUUAAAGUUGAUGGUAUGGAUGUUCUAACAGUGAGAGAGGUCACAAAAUUUGCUGCAGAUUAUGCACGAUCAGGAAAGGGUCCAAUUGUUUUGGAGCUGGCUACAUAUCGUUAUUAUGGGCACAGCAUGAGUGAUCCUGGCACAAGCUACCGGUCACGUGAUGAAGUACAGGCCGUACGUAAGACGCGUGAUCCAAUCCUAAGUUUGAGAGAAAAACUUCUGGACUCAGGGCUGGCAGACACCGAUGAAAUUAAGGGUAUCGAGCAGGAGGCCAAACAAUUGAUCGAAGAAGCUGUUAAAGCAGCCGAGAGCGAUCCUGACCCUCCUCUGGAUGAUCUCUAUUUGGACGUGUACGCGGAUGAUAACAUGGAAGGUCAUGUGAUUCGUGGAUGCGACAACUGGUCAAGGCACGCCACGAAUUAAAGACGAGCAAUGUAACGUUGUUGAAAUAUCUUUAAAGACUACGUAUAUCCGAAAUUUUGAUAUCUAACAUCGUUUGUAAAGUACUUGAUUUUAUUCUUCAACUGUGUGGGUGUGCCUGAGGUUUGAAAGCCUCGAAAGUGUCAUAUCUAAAAAAUGUUAGAAAUCUUAACGAGUUCGGCAUCUGUUGAACCAAGGUACAAAAUAAGCGGUGUUAUCGCAUUCUCAUAAACUUGUAAUAUCGAUCUGGAAGUUAUAUUUUGUCUUUGCCAUUCUUUGGCAUUCUUUAAAACAAAACACUGAACACAAAUUUUCACUGGAAAGCUUGUUGCAGGCUUGUUAAUCUUUAUUAAAGGGUAGGACUUGAAAGACAUUAUUUGAAACGAAAACUUACAUGAUUUUGUGGUUUAAAUAUCUGAAAAUGCAUGUAGGUAACCAAAUUUUGUGCCAAACGGUGUAAAGAGUGAUUCUGAUGUGCAAGAGAAAACUGCGAUCUAUGUCCUUUAAAGGAGUCAACUAAAAGGAGAAGGUUUAUUUUAGCUUACUUUCAACGACCAGUUGGCUGUCAAAAUCAUGAAUAAGAAGGUUUUUUUGACGGGAUUUGAAUCAGGAUGAAAUUAAAUAAAGGAAUCGUGUGUUUUAUUUA